ACGACAUGACUAGUAACCCGAUCAAGUUGAAAGGCUAUGAAUUCUUUCAAAAGACAUUGAAAUCACCUCGCUUUAUUGUGGGACCUAUGGUAGAUCAAUCUGAACAUGCUUGGCGUAUUCUAAGUCGACGUUAUAAUGCUCAACUAUGCUAUACACCUAUGUUCCAUGCCAGACUAUUUAGCGAUCCUGAAUCUGGUCACAAGUACCGAGCAGAACAAUGGACUACCAAUGAAAAAGAUCGUCCUUUAAUUGUACAGUUCUGCGCCAACGAUCCUGAAAUUCUACUUAGAGCAGCAAAACUUGUCGAAAACGAUUGUGAUGGUGUGGAUCUUAAUCUUGGCUGUCCUCAACAUAUUGCAAAAAGAGGAAGAUAUGGUUCUUUCUUACAAGACGAAUGGGAUUUGAUCAAGUCCAUGGUAUCUACUCUUCAUGAACAUUUGGCAGUACCUGUAACAGUCAAGAUCCGUGUGUUCCCUACGGUGGAAAAGACAGUAGAAUAUGCAAAGAUGAUUGAAGCUGCUGGUGCACAAAUGUUGACAGUCCAUGGACGACUUCGAGAACAAAAAGGACACAAUACUGGUUUAGCGGAUUGGGACAAGAUUAAGGCGGUUAAGGAAGCAGUCAAAAUCCCUGUGAUUGCUAAUGGCAAUAUUUUAUAUCAUGAAGAUAUUCAACGUUGUAUUGAUCAUACAGGUGUGGAUGGUGUGAUGAGCGCUGAAGGUUCUUUGUAUAAUCCUGCUAUUUUUGUUCCUGGACGCUCCAUGCCACCUUGUACAUGGGAAAUGGCUCAAGAAUAUUUGGAAAUCUGUCGGGAUUUGGAACCCUCUACUCGUCCUGGCAUGAUCAAGGCUCAUCUCUUCAAGCUCUUCCAACCUAGUCUUCCUCAUCAUACUGAUUUACGUGCUAAAUUGGGCAAAGCGAAUAACUGGCAAAUGUUUUGGGAUAUCACCAUGGAAUUAAAGGAACGCUUAAAGAAGGAUCAAGAAACUAUUGGUGAGGUGGAAUUGAAUGGCAAGGAAAAUGAAAAAGGAAUCCGACAAUAUGGUCAUUGGCGUUGUCAGCCUUACUUCCGUCCAGCAUUACCUGAAAGUCAACAAUCGAAAAAAGGGGAAAACAAGCGCAAGUUGGAUGCCAGUGGCACUGGGCCUGAAAAUGAACCAAAGAAAUCAAAGGAUGAUCAAUCUCUGGUCGUGGAAGAACAGAAGAUUGUAGUAUAGAUGAUAGAUUGGUUUUUUAUAUAUAUAUAUACCGUGAUUUUUUACUUGAUGAUAAUAACAAUAAUAAUAAUAAAAAUAAAGAAUAUAGAAUUAAAUUAAUAUUUAAAAUUU
Molecule: messenger RNA, 1328 nt
Organism: Halteromyces radiatus
Lineage: Eukaryota; Fungi; Mucoromycota; Mucoromycetes; Mucorales; Cunninghamellaceae
Product: dihydrouridine synthase-domain-containing protein
Exons: 3
Coding region: 6-1217 (403 amino acids)
Biological process (GO): tRNA processing
Molecular function (GO): tRNA dihydrouridine synthase activity; flavin adenine dinucleotide binding
Source: RefSeq, a predicted model, not a curated record